GCCAGUUGUGUCGCAGCGGCCCAGGGAGUCUCUGUUUCCGGGACUGGGUGAAAUGGCGGAGGCGGCGGCGCUCGUGUGGGUUCGCGGCCCCGGCGUUGGGUGCAGGGCGGUGCGGGAUGUCUCGGCCGCGUGCUCCGUCCAAGACCUUAUCCACCGCCAUUGCCAAGAUCAGGGUGUUCCCGCGGAAUGCUUCUUUGUAAAGUGCGACGGCUCGCUGGCCGACACCAGGGACCCGGUGCGGCAUGGAGCUGUGUACAGUUUGGAGCCCAGACUUCGCGGUGGAAAAGGAGGCUUUGGGUCUAUGCUCCGAGCACUCGGGGCGCAGAUUGAGAAGACAACCAAUCGAGAAGCUUGCCGGGACCUCAGCGGCAGGAGACUACGAGAUGUCAAUCAUGAAAAAGCAAUGGCUGAGUGGGUGAAACAGCAAGCUGAGCGAGAAGCUGAAAAGGAGCAGAAGCGCCUCGAACGACUGCAGCGGAAGCUGGCGGAGCCCAGGCACUGCUUCGCCAACCCCGACUACCAGCAGCAGUGCCACGAGAUGGCUGAGCGCCUGGAGGAUUCCGUCCUCAAAGGUAUGCAGGCUUCCUCCAGCAAGGUGGUAUCAGCAGAAAUGGGUGAGACUCGGAAGCGGCCCAACAAACCCGAAGCAGACGGAGGACCCAGUGCCCCGAAAAGGAAGUGCUUUUGGCUGGGCAUGGAAGGCCUGGAGACUGUGGAGGGGUCCGGCUCUGACAGCUCCGAUGACGACAGUGACGAAGCCCCUGGCACCUCGGGAAUUAGCUUGCCUGCUCCGAACAAGGACAGUGCCGGAGUGGAGAGCGCAGGCGGGUUUCCCGGGAGUCCUCAGAGGGCCGGAGUCCUGAGUACAGACUGUCGCUCACCAGAAGCACUUCAGAGCCCCGGGGCUGGCUCUGGGCACGGUCUUUCAGAAGACCUGUGUGCCCAGCGGGGGGACACAGCUGCGCAGGAGCGUGUGGAAAGCAAGGGGGCUGCAGAAACGGAGACAGCCCGGGAGGAGAAGGAGGCCGAGAGGAGCGGCCCCGGAGAAGCAGCGGCAGCCGGGCCCGGACCGGGUACGGAGAAGGAGGCAGAGGAAGUGACCGAUGGGGAGCGAGCUGCCAGGGCAGCACCUGGGGAAGACGGCGAGAGCAUUCCCAGCGCCAAACAGGGGCACAGCCAGGCCGGAAGCACAGCUUUGGGUCAGGAAUCUGUGGAUUUGCUGGCCUUCAGCUCCGUUGCAGAAAUGGAGUCGCUGGGUCUGGAGAAGCUCAAGUGCGAACUGAUGGCCCGGGGGCUGAAGUGCGGGGGCACCCUCCAGGAGCGGGCGGCCAGGCUCUUCUCCGUCCGGGGCCUCGCACAGGAGCAGAUAGACCCCGCGCUGUUUGCCAGGCCCCCGAAAGGGAGGAAGAAGUGAGCUCGUGAGCGGAUGUCCUGUUUCUGUCUGGUCCAGCACUUACAACCUGCCUAACGGGGACUCCUGGCCCUGAUUCCUGUUGAUGCUUAGCUGACUUUUUGACGAGCCAGUUCUAAUCGUCCGCUUUCCCGUUAAGACAUUUAUAGAAUUAAUGGGUGAAACCCUCUGAGCCUGACUUUGUGGGAAGGGUUUUUAAUAACAAAUUUAAUUUAAUAAACAUAACUAUUCAGA
This is a messenger RNA of Eptesicus fuscus (big brown bat), 1645 nucleotides long. It is a transcript of the gene SDE2, whose product is annotated as SDE2 telomere maintenance homolog. Bases 53 to 1414 code for a protein of 453 amino acids. The transcript is spliced from 7 exons. NCBI's taxonomy places the organism in Eukaryota, Metazoa, Chordata, Mammalia, Chiroptera, Vespertilionidae. The record is from RefSeq and is a predicted model, not a curated record. Gene Ontology annotation, cellular component: nucleus.